Molecule: messenger RNA, 1593 nt
Organism: Dacryopinax primogenitus
Lineage: Eukaryota; Fungi; Basidiomycota; Dacrymycetes; Dacrymycetales; Dacrymycetaceae
Product: MFS monosaccharide transporter-like protein
Exons: 4
Coding region: 1-1593 (530 amino acids)
Biological process (GO): carbohydrate transport; transmembrane transport
Cellular component (GO): membrane
Molecular function (GO): carbohydrate:proton symporter activity
Source: RefSeq, a predicted model, not a curated record
AUGUCUCCGAGCAACGAAAACCGUUUUUCUCUGCUCUUGAAGCACAAGAGGUGCAUGGCAGCAUGCAUUCUCAUCUCCAUGAGCCCAUUCCAGUACGGCAUCGACUUUGGCUUGAUUGGAGGGCUCCAGGCUAUGGUAGGAUUCCUCAAGGUAUUCGGGUAUUCGGAUCCCUCAACACCGAUUGGAUACAACAUCUCGUCCGAGGUGCAGCAGCUCAUCAGCUCGUUGAUGACGCUCGGUGCCUGCGUCGGGUCCAUCUCCGCCGGUCCUAUUGGCGCGCAAAUCGGCCGUCGUCAUGCUCUUUGGGCCGCCUGCGUUCUCUGUGCAGUGAGCGAUGCCAUCAUGCUCGGAACCACGAAUGUCGGGGCCCUCUACGUCGGACGUCUUCUUAUCGGCAUCGCCAACGGCUGGUUCAUGACAUUCUCCCAACUCUACCUGAACGAAGUCGCACCCGCAGAACUCCGAGGCCUCACUCUUGGCUUCUUCCAGUGGUGGUGCUCUAUUGGAUCCCUCGUCGGUACGAUCGUUGACAACUACACUGCACCGAUUGAUGGCCGCGCGAGCUACAUGAUCCCCCUCGCCCUGAUCUAUAUCGUUCCCGUCAUCCUCGCGAUCGGCAUGAUCUUCGUCCCGGAGUCUCCCCGAUGGCUUGUAUCCAAGGGUAAGAUCGAGGAGGCCCGUGCAAGCUUGCUCUGGCUGCGAUCAGAAGGAGAUAAAGUCGAGGCCGAGCUGACGCAAAUCAAGGAUGCCGCCAAGCUUGAAGCUGAGACCACCAAAGGCGUCACCUUCUGGGACAUGUUCCGGAAUCCGAUUGACCGGAGGCGCACGCUGUUGUCCGUCAUGGCUGUUUCUGUACAGGGCGCGAGCGGUGCGAUGUUCAUGCUGAUCUACGGCACUUACUUCUUCGCCAUGGCCGACGUCGGCCAGCCCUUCCAGAACUCCUGCAUCCUCUCCGGCGUCGGGUGCAUCGCCAUCACUCUAUCCUUCUUCCUCAUCACUCGUGUUGGUCGCCGCCCGCUCAUCAUCAUUGGCAUCUUCAUGUCCGGUGUAUGCCAGCUUGCUGUCGCCGCCGUCUACCAGCAUGCGCCUGGCACAGUCAGCACUGGCAAGGCGAUCGUUGGCCUCAGCGUUGUAUACAUCAUCUUCUACAACGGAUGCAUCAGCGCGUACGCCUGGCUGUUGGGAGGCGAAAUCCCCAGCCAGAGGCUGCGGAGCAUGACACUGGGCCUGAGCGCCUGCGUGGGCUUCAUCCUUGGCUGGUUGGCCGCCUUUACCGCCCCAUACUUCAUUAACCCAGAAAACCUCAACUGGGGCCCAAAAUACGGCUACAUCUGGUUCCCCUCCUGUGCAGUCACCGCCAUCGCCCUCUAUAUCUGGCUGCCCGAGACGAAGGAUCGCAGCCUGGAAGAGCUCGAUGAGAUGUUCGCUGCGCGCGUGCCCGCUUGGAGGUUCAAAGAUUACGUGUGUCAUGGGAUCACCUUGGAUGCAGAGGGCCAUGCGCAUAUCGAGAAGGCUGGUGAGGGAAGCGGGGAAGAGACACCGGAUGAGAAGGGGAGCGUGGAGUAUAUUGAGAGAGCAGGGAAUAAGGCGUAG